AUGGCACCCCACAAGCGCACACAGGAUGACUCUGAUGAGGAUGAUGCGAGCAGCAACAGCUCCAACCCGACUCCCAAUAAAAGACGUCGUACCUCCGACGACAGUAUCUCCAUCUCCGGCGGCAGCGACACAAGCGAAAUAAGCCAUCAAACUGAUGCAAGAGGCCGAGAAAAAUCCUACGUGCCCUGGCAAGCCCCCCAAGUCGACCAGGAGGAUGAAGAUGCUCUAGAACAGCAGCAGACGCAAUAUAUCCAUGAUAAGCACCACGGCGAUGAACCGAAUAUACCCGCUGAUCAUGGAAUCAUUGAGCGUGUGGACUGUUUCAACUUCAUGUGUCAUGAACAUUUUUCCGUGGAUUUGGGACCUCUUAUCAAUUUUAUUGUUGGAAAGAAUGGAAGUGGAAAGAGUGCGAUUUUGACGGCGCUUACGUUGUGUUUGGGUGCGAAGGCGUCUGUUACGAAUCGAGGGCAGAGUUUAAAGAGUUUCAUUAAGGAGGGGAAAGAGUCUGCAACCAUUAUCGUUCGUAUCAAGAACCAGGGCGACGGUGCAUACAUGCCCAAUGAAUAUGGCAAAUCCAUCAUCGUGGAGCGUUCAUUCUCCAAGAGCGGAACGAGCGGUUUCAAAAUCAAAAGCGAGGCCGGCAAGAUCAUCUCAACGAAAAAGGGAGACCUUGACGCUAUCACGGAUUACUUCAACCUGCAAAUUGACAACCCUAUGAAUGUGCUUUCACAAGAUAUGGCUCGUCAAUUCUUGAGCUCUUCAAGUCCCGCGGAAAAGUACAAAUUCUUUGUGAAGGGUGUUCAGCUGGAACAGCUGGAUAAUGAUUACCGCGUGAUUGAAGGAUAUAUAGAUCAAAUGAAAGAGAGGCUUGAGGUUCAGAGGGAAGAUCUGAAAGUACUUCGAGGGAACAAGGAAAAGGCGCAGCGCAGAUUGGAGCUCUCUGAUCAACGCAAUACCCUCAGGCAACGGAUCCGGAAUCUUCGGGCACAAAUGGCUUGGGCACAAGUCGAGAACCAGGAGAGGAUUAGGGACCGAAUCCAAGAGGAGAUUGCUAAACUUGACGGCCAGAUCGCCUCUGCGGAGUCGGCCACUGCUAUUUUUGACAGGAAAUAUGAAGAAGCUGAGCGUGAACUUGAGACUGCGACCGAGCUCUUGAACAGCACAAAGGAAGCAUUAAGUAAGGCUCAAGAUGAGAGUCAAGUACUGAAAGAUGCCAACGCCCAGGAUAUGGCCGAACAUCAUGAUAUCAAAGCCGAACAACGUCGAAUCGACCAAUCGGUCAAGAGUCUUAAUUCGGCGAUAGAGGCUCUCAAACAGCAGAUCGCUGAUGAGAAUAAACGCCUUGCAGAUAUUGCCGGUGGUGACAUUGCUCGGAGACAAGAAGAACUCGCACAUCGAAGAGCUGAAGCCGAUGAAGCCGAAGAGAAACUGAACCAACAUCAAGGCGGUUUCAAAGACCUGCAGGACGCAGUUCGCGAUGCCGAUCAGAUCGUGAAGCAGGUCACUGCGCCCAUUCAGAAACAGAAGCGAGAAAUCGACCAAGCGGAAACUUUGCUUAGGUCACUGUCUAAAGAUCGUGGGCAGGCCCUCUCUGGUUUCUCUGAGAAGAUGCCACAGCUUUUGAAUGCGAUUGCUCGUGAGAAGUCUUUCAACCAGCGUCCAGUUGGACCGGUGGGUAAUCAUGUCAGACUCAAGAAACCAGAGUGGUCUGCAGUUAUAGAGCAGUCCUUGAACAACACGCUCAACAGUUUUAUCGUCACUUCGAAAAAGGAUAUGAAUAUACUCAUGCAGAUCAUGCAAAGACUAAACUGUGUUAUGCCCAUUCUCAUCGGAAGCAACGGUGCUAUUGAUACAACAGCAAACGAGCCAGACAAGCGGUUUGAUACUAUAUUAAGCGUCCUCGAGAUUGAUGAAGAUAUCGUUCGUCGGCAGCUGAUCAUCAACCAUGCAAUUGAGCAGAUAGUGUUGAUUGAGAACGUAGAAGAGGCGUCUAAGAUUUUGUUCGAAGGCGGCCGUGUGAGAAAUGUUAGACGUUGCUUGUGUAUUGACGCAAGAGAUCGACGUCGAGGUGUUACUCUAUCUUAUGGUCGCACUGGGGAGCCUAGUCAAGCUCCUAUUGCUCCUUAUGUCGGGCGGCCGCGUAUGAAGUCGGACAUUGAUUCGCAAAUCAAAUUUCAACAAGACCACAUACAAGCGCUUAAGAGGGAAUUGAACGAACUGCAAUCAAAAUAUACAGCCUCCCAAGCCGAAUUGCAACGACGCAUGCUUGCACUGACAGAACACAAAACGAAGGAAAAUGAGCUGAGAAUCGAACAACAGCGACUUUCAGAUGCAGCCGAUGCACUUGAAGAUGCCCUUGAAAAAGACCAAGUGGUCGAUGGGAAGUUAGAGACGCUACAAAACACUCUCAAAGAGAGAGAGGGAGAGCAAAAGUUGGCCGUCAAUUCUCUGGAUGAUGCCAAGGCUGCGCUUGACAGCAUGAGAGAGAAAUUGCUGAAGCAAAGAAAGGCUAUCUCUGCGAAGGACGCUGAGAUUAAACCCCUCGAGGAUAAUGUGGCCAUUGCGGAAAGUGAACGCCUUAAAGUUGAGACUCAGAGACGAGCAGUAUUGAAUGAGAAAAACCAUGCAUAUGAACGCGUCACCGAUUUGAAACAAGAACGCGACGCGAGGAUUGGGAACAAAGAAGAGAUGAAUACUCGUGUAACUAAUUACAUUGAGCAGGCCAGCCUUGUAUCGCCUCGGGUUCCUGUUGAUGAAGGCGAGACCGCUGAUAGUCUUGACAAGAAGUUGGAAAAGCUUUCUAAAGACUUGGAUCGUUAUGAUCAGCAGAUGGGCGCUACACGAGAGGAGAUAGCCGGGGACUUGCUCAAUGCAAGCAAAGCCGUUAAAGCAGCCGAGACAUCGUACCAGAGCACCGAACGACUGGAAAAGGAACUCAAACGAUCAAUCAACUACCGUCGUGAGCGAUGGAAGGUGUUUCGAGCUCAUAUCUCGUCUCGUGCCAAAGCCCAGUUCACAUAUUUGCUCAGUGAAAGAAGCUUCCGUGGCCGACUUCUCAUGGAUCACGAGGCUAAGCUGUUGGAUCUUCAGGUCGAACCUGAUAUCACCAAGAAUAACGCAGGAGGCCGUGGCACAAAAACGUUGUCCGGUGGCGAGAAAUCUUUCUCUCAGAUUUGUCUUUUGUUGUCACUUUGGGAAGCCAUGGGAUCGCCAAUCCGCUGCCUUGAUGAGUUCGAUGUCUACAUGGACCACAUCAACCGGAAAUCGUCCAUCGAUAUGCUGAUGUUGGCUGCAAGGAGAUCGAUUGGUCGUCAGUUUAUUCUCAUCACUCCUGGAUCAAGGUCAGAUAUCAGUCUUGCUCCAGACGUCCGAGUCAAAGAACUCGCAGAGCCGGAGAGAGGACAGAGUACAUUGACGUUUCGUGCGUCUUGA
Talaromyces marneffei is the source of this 3432-nucleotide messenger RNA. RefSeq lists its product as uncharacterized. Lineage: Eukaryota; Fungi; Ascomycota; Eurotiomycetes; Eurotiales; Trichocomaceae. The record is from RefSeq and is a predicted model, not a curated record. Gene Ontology annotation, biological process: double-strand break repair via homologous recombination; chromosome organization. Gene Ontology annotation, cellular component: nucleus; chromosome; Smc5-Smc6 complex. The transcript has 14 exons. Gene Ontology annotation, molecular function: protein binding; ATP binding; damaged DNA binding. Bases 1 to 3432 code for a protein of 1143 amino acids.